Salvelinus namaycush (lake trout) is the source of this 2980-nucleotide messenger RNA. Its product is annotated as nucleoporin NUP100/NSP100-like. The record is from RefSeq and is a predicted model, not a curated record. NCBI's taxonomy places the organism in Eukaryota, Metazoa, Chordata, Actinopteri, Salmoniformes, Salmonidae. The transcript has 2 exons. The annotation marks the transcript as partial.
AGAGGUCCAAGACCUGAAGAACAGCUUGCAGUUCUCCCAGGGUCAGCUCGAUGAGUUAAAACAGGAGACCAGAGAGGUCCAAGACCUGAAGAACAGUGUGCAGUUCUCCCAGGGUCAGCUCGAUGAGUUAAAACAGGAGACCAGAGAGGUCCAAGACCUGAAGAACAGCUUGCAGUUCUCCCAGGGUCAGCUCGAUGAGUUUAAACAGGAGACCAGAGAGGUCCAAGACCUGAAGAACAGUGUGCAGUUCUCCCAGGGUCAGCUCGAUGAGUUAAAACAGGAGACCAGAGAGGAUGACAGCACUGUGUUUGGUGGGGACGACAACACUGUGUUUGGUGGGGACGACAACACUGUGUUCGGUGGGGACGACAACACUGUGUUUGGUGGGGACGACAACACUGUGUUUGGUGGGGACGACAACACUGUGUUUGGUGGGGACGACAACACUGUGUUUGGUGGGGACGACAACACUGUGUUUGGUGGGGACGACACUGUGUUUGGUGGGGACGACAGCACUGUGUUUGGUGGGGACGACAUCACUGUGUUUGGUGGGGACGACAACACUGUGUUUGGUGGGGACGACAUCACUGUGUUCGGUGGGGACGACAACACUGUGUUCGGUGGGGACGACAUCACUGUGUUUGGUGGGGACGACAUCACUGUGUUUGGUGGGGAUGACAACACUGUGUUCGGUGGGGAUGACAACACUGUGUUUGGUGGGGACGACAACACUGUGUUUGGAGGGGACGACAACACUGUGUUUGGUGGGGACGACAACACUGUGUUUGGAGGGGACGACAACACUGUGUUUGAAGGGGAUGACAACACUGUGUUUGGUAAGGAUGACAACACUGUGUUUGGUAAGGAUGACAACACUGUGUUUGGAGGGGACGACAACACUGUGUUUGGUGGGGACGACAACACUGUGUUUGGAGGGGACGACAACACUGUGUUUGGUGGGGACGACAACACUGUGUUUGGUGGGGACGACAGCACUGUGUUUGGUGGGGACGACAACACUGUGUUUGGAGGGGACGACAACACUGUGUUUGGUGGGGACGACAACACUGUGUUUGAAGGGGAUGACAACACUGUGUUUGGUGGGGACGACAGCACUGUGUUUGGUGGGGACGACAACACUGUGUUUGGAGGGGACGACAACACUGUGUUUGGUAAGGACGACAACACUGUGUUUGGAGGGGACGACAGCACUGUGUUUGGUGGGGACGACAACACUGUGUUUGGUGGGGACGACAACACUGUGUUUGGUGGGGACGACAACACUGUGUUUGGAGGGGAUGACAACACUGUGUUUGGUGGGGACGACAGCACUGUGUUUGGUGGGGACGACAACACUGUGUUUGGAGGGGACGACAACACUGUGUUUGGUAAGGACGACAACACUGUGUUUGGAGGGGACGACAACACUGUGUUUGGAGGGGACGACAACACUGUGUUUGGAGGGGACGACAACACUGUGUUUGGAGGGGACGACAACACUGUGUUCGGUGGGGACGACAACACUGUGUUUGGAGGGGACGACAACACUGUGUUUGGUGGGGACGACAACACUGUGUUUGGAGUGGACGACAACACUGUGUUUGGUGGGGAUGACAACACUGUGUUUGGUGGGGACGACAACACUGUGUUUGGUGGGGAUGACAACACUGUGUUUGGUGGGGACGACAACACUGUGUUUGGAGGGGACGACAACACUGUGUUUGGUGGGGACGACAACACUGUGUUUGGUGGGGACGACAACACUGUGUUUGGAGUGGACGACAACACUGUGUUUGGUGGGGAUGACAACACUGUGUUUGGUGGGGACGACAGCACUGUGUUUGGUGGGGACGACAACACUGUGUUUGGUGGGGACGACAACACUGUGUUUGGUGGGGACGACAACACUGUGUUUGGUGGGGACGACAACACUGUGUUUGGUGGGGACGACAACACUGUGUUUGGUGGGGACGACAGCACUGUGUUUGGUGGGGACGACAUCACUGUGUUUGGUGGGGACGACAACACUGUGUUUGGAGGGGACGACAACACUGUGUUUGGAGUGGACGACAACACUGUGUUUGGAGUGGACGACAACACUGUGUUUGGUGGGGACGACAACACUGUGUUUGGAGGGGACGACAACACUGUGUUUGGUGGGGACGACAACACUGUGUUUGGUGGGGACGACAACACUGUGUUUGGAGGGGACGACAACACUGUGUUUGGAGGGGACGACAACACUGUGUUUGGUGGGGACGACAACACUGUGUUUGGUAAGGAUGACAACACUGUGUUUGGUGGGGACGACAACACUGUGUUUGGAGGGGACGACAACACUGUGUUCGGUGGGGACGACAUCACUGUGUUUGGAGUGGACGACAACACUGUGUUUGGAGUGGACGACAACACUGUGUUUGGUGGGGACGACAACACUGUGUUUGGAGGGGACGACAACACUGUGUUUGGAGGGGACGACAACACUGUGUUUGGUGGGGACGACAGCACUGUGUUUGGAGGGGACGACAACACUGUGUUCGGUGGGGACGACAUCACUGUGUUUGGAGUGGACGACAACACUGUGUUUGGAGGGGACGACAACACUGUGUUUGGUGGGGACGACAGCACUGUGUUUGGAGGGGACGACAACACUGUGUUCGGUGGGGACGACAUCACUGUGUUUGGAGUGGACGACAACACUGUGUUUGGAGUGGACGACAACACUGUGUUUGGUGGGGACGACAACACUGUGUUUGGUGGGGACGACAACACUGUGUUUGGAGGGGACGACAACACUGUGUUUGGUGGGGACGACAACACUGUGUUUGGUGGGGACGACAACACUGUGUUUGGAGGGGACGACAACACUGUGUUUGGUGGGGACGACAACACUGUGUUUGGAGGGGACGACAUCACUGUGUUUGGAGGGGACGACAACACUGUGUUUGGUGGGGACGACAACAUGUAUAAUGUGGGAUAA